Pimephales promelas (fathead minnow) is the source of this 994-nucleotide messenger RNA. It is a transcript of the gene rpp21, whose product is annotated as ribonuclease P subunit p21. The record is from RefSeq and is a predicted model, not a curated record. Gene Ontology annotation, biological process: tRNA 5'-leader removal. Gene Ontology annotation, cellular component: nucleolar ribonuclease P complex. NCBI's taxonomy places the organism in Eukaryota, Metazoa, Chordata, Actinopteri, Cypriniformes, Leuciscidae.
CAAAAUAGUGUUUUUAGCCCCCGCACAUGGCGAGCAGAAGGAAUAAAAAACAUGUCAUGUUAUGCAGUUCACACUUUGGAGUGACAGCCAAACGUCUAUAAAGAAACAUGGCCGGGAACAUAAAAGAUAAAGAAGCAUAUCAACGCCUGAACUUCCUCUAUCAGGCUGCUCACUGCGUUUUGGCUCAAAAUCCAGAGAAUAUUGAACUAGCAAGAUUUUACUGCUUCACUCAGAAGACCAUCUCUAAACGACUGGUGCUCAGACAAGAUCCAUCAGUGAAGAGAACCAUUUGCAAGAAAUGUUGCACUUUACUGGUACCAGGUGUCACAUCCACUGUAAGACAAAAAAGAGGACCAAGACGACAACGCAAGACUAUUGUACGGUGUUUAAGUUGUGGACUGACCAAACGGUUCCCAAACAACCCUAAAUAUAAAUUGUGGGUGGAUCAACCGGAGGCUCAGCUAGAAAACCAGACAUCACAAGUUGCUGGUCCUUCAUCUAAGUCCACAACCCAAGGGAAGAAAUCGGAUAUUUCAAGUGGUUCAGCGUCCACAACCGCGAAGAAUUCGUCUGCAGCUCAAACAAAUCUGACUAAUCCUUCAUGACACUCACUUUGAGACUGAACACAUACAUUAAUAUGGCUUGUUUAACAAAGUGGAUGUUUUUUUAAAUUAGAAUUAUAGUUUUUUUUUUUUUUUUGCAGCCAGUUUUUACUUUCCUGACAGAAUGGGCUAAAUGGUUUUCCUUCCGCAUUGAAUGGAUGUUUUGAAUUGCAAUUAAGUAUUCACAAUGUAAAAGGCUGAUUUACAUUGCUAAUGACUUUUUCCUGUACUUUUUUUUUUUUGCAUCCUUAAAUAUAAUUGAACUCUGCACGACUUCCUUCUAAAGAAGCGUUUGCUUUUAUCACCGGGAGCGUUUGGAAACCUGGUGGGAAUUCAGUUGACUACAUAAAAAUGUAUUGAUCUACUGUUACUAAAUUAUCUCUUUAUCCGAA